This is a messenger RNA of Plasmodium gallinaceum, 2550 nucleotides long. RefSeq names its product reticulocyte binding protein, putative. NCBI's taxonomy places the organism in Eukaryota, Apicomplexa, Aconoidasida, Haemosporida, Plasmodiidae. The record is from RefSeq and is a predicted model, not a curated record. Bases 1 to 2550 code for a protein of 849 amino acids. The transcript has 2 exons.
AUGAAAAAAAUUAAAAUUUUGAUAAUUUACUUUCCUAUACUAUCUUCUUUUUUUGGUCUGAGUUACAAAAAAGAAAAUAAAUUGGUGCCAAAUGAAUAUAGAUAUAAUUCAAACAAUUCAUUAUUUGCUUCAAAUUUAGAAAAAAGGAAAGAAUUAAAACAUAAUUCUUUUAAACAAUACAACAACCAAAAUAAAAAAAAUUAUAAAACUUUCAGUUUUCAAUAUGAAAAUAAAUAUAACAAAAAAAAUGAAAAUAAAAAAGCAUCAAAUUUAUUUAUAAAUGUAUCACGAACAAAUUUAAGUUUUGGUACUAGUUUAAUAUCACCACAUUUUGCACAUAUAAAAGGAAUUAAUCCACAUAUAUCUAAAAUAUAUAACAUUAAAGGAGAAAAAAAAAAUAUAGACUUAAAUAGUCCAACAUACUCUUUUACUCAGUCAAACAGUUUCAUGUCAAUUCAUAAUGAUGUUAUAAGUAAUUAUAACAACUUAAUUAAAAUGAUUAAUGAAAAUUACAAUAAAGCAAAAGAUGCCUUUGUUUAUUCAAACUCUUGUUAUGACAUGUCACGUUACAUCAUGAUAUUAAACAAUGAGAAUUAUGAUAAGUUUAUGAAGAAUAUAUAUCCUAAGAUUACUAGCUUAAAUCAAGAUGCAGAUAAAUAUAUAAAAUCUUAUGAAGAAGUAAAAAAAGAUAUGAGAAAAAGAAUAAACCAUUUACAAUUACUUGAAGGGGAAAAUGGAAAAAGGAACUUAUAUGAGAAUGAACUUCUGCAGUUUAAGAAAAAAAUAGAAGAAAAAAAAAGAAAUGAAAAUGUAUACGGUAGUGAAUGUGAAAAAAAAAGAAAGGAUAUUUUUUAUGAUUUAAAAAAAUAUAUAGUUCCUGAAAACUGUCCUAAAGAUAUAUACAAUAAAGUAAAAAAUUAUUAUGAAAAGUCUCUUAAAAAUUAUUUAAGUGUAGAUACGGUAAAUAAUGCUACACAUAGUGAAUCAUUAAAGGAGAUGGAAGAUUACUUUAAUAAUCAGAAUCUAUUAUUAAAAUUAAUGGAAGGAAAUUUUUAUGAAAAAAAGGUAAAAUAUGAUUUAAAUCUAUUAAUGGAAGAAAUUAACGAUAUUAAAGAUAUUUAUAAAAAUCAUACGCAAAUUAUACGUGACAAUAUUCGUGAUUUAAAAAAUUACGAGAAAAAUGCAGAAAAGAGACAAUUUAUUGAGAAUUUAACUGCGGAAAAUCUAAUGGCGCCUUCAUAUGCUUUUAAGGGGAUUAUUAUUUACAGUUUAUGGAAUACUAAAGUAACAGCAGAUUUUAUUAAAAAAAAAAAAGAGUUUGACAAUUUAUUUAGAACAGAAUAUCAAAAAAUAGGAAAUAAAAUAAGUAAAUUAGUUUAUCCUGAAAACUUAAUAUCAGAAAGCAAACAAAUUAUUUCAAAUUCACAGGGAAUAUUAACUGAUGUAAAGCGUAUCAUUGAUAAAGAUUUUGAAAAAUUAGAAAAUCUAUUAUAUAAUUGUGAUAGUUUUGAAUUUUCUGCUAUUAAAAAAGAACUUACUCAGUUAUACGCCGAAUUGACUGUACAUAAUACUAGUAUAAAAAAUAAAUUUGAUUCAAUGAAUAAAAUAUAUAUUUCUAUUACAAAUGAAAAACCUAAAAUAGAAAAUAAGAAAAAAAAUAUUCUAGAAAAAGGAAAUAUAUUAAAUAUGAAUACACGUGAUGUUUUAAUAAAAAUAAAAGAAAUUCAAGAUAUUAUAGCAUCUGCCUCUAAUAAUCUUAAUUUAUUAAAAAGAAAUUAUGAAGAAUUGAAAAAUUUAAAAAAAAAAAUCGAAAAUUUAAAAAUACAAGUUCAAACAAAAAAAAAUAAAUUAAAAGAACUAAAAAGACAAGAAGGGUCACGUAAAGAAGAAUCUAUAAAAAAAAUAAGAGAGAAACUGAAAGAAAUAAAAAAAAAAAUAGAGGAUUUUAAACCAAUAAUAAAUUUAAAAGACAGUGAAAACGAAGAUCUCAAGUUUAUUGAAAAAUUAAUUUAUGAUAAACCUUUUAAUAAAAAUGAAUUCAUAGAGAAAAAGAAAAAAGCUCAUGAGCAAAUUAAUUUGGCAUUAAAUUCAUUAUUUGGAAACGGAUUGAUUGAUGAAUUAAAAAAAAUAUCUCAAUUUGUAGCAGAAAAAGAAGUAUUAAAUUAUAAGGAAUUAAGAUUAAGCAGAAUUAUUGAAAUAUUAGAUGAGAUAAUGAAAAUGUCUUCUAAAGUUAAUAAAAUUAUUAGUGAUGCAAUGUCCACACUAGAAAAUAAAGUAAACCCUGCAAAAAAGAAUAUUAUAGAACUUAAAAACUACAUUAUAACUAAAUCAAUUGAAGAUUUACAUAUUAAAAUGGAAAAUUCAAUAGAUAAUUUUAGCAGAAUGUCAAAUGAAUUAUCUGAAAAUAUAACUGAUUAUGAAACAAAGAAAAAAACCCUUGAAAAUUAUGAAAAUGAUAUAAAAAUAAGAAAAAAUGAAUUAUUGAGCAAUAUUAUUAAUGAUAAUAUUUUGUUUGAGAAAAAGGAUAUUUCUUUUUUUUUUCAAUUAUAA